AAGUAAGUAAAUAGAAACAAGAGCAUUCUACGUAUAAUGCCAUGGCUAAUUUAACUUCAAGGUCCUAUUUUCAAUUGUGGGUUAUCGCUGCAUUUCUUCUCUUCCAAAAUACCAGCACAAGUCAUCUACCCUCUCCAGAGAAUCAUGCUCCUUUAUUCAUUUUUGGAGACUCUCUAUUUGAUACUGGAAAUAAUAACAAUCCCACAAGUUCAGCUUGCUACUGGCCCUACGGUGAAACAUUCUUCAAGCAUCCUACUGGGAGAGCUUCUGAUGGUCGAUUGAUUCCAGAUUUUAUCGCUGAAUAUGCCAAGUUACCGUUCCCUCUACCAUAUCGUCAGACCAGAAAUCGUCAACUGAGGUAUGGAGUGAACUUUGCAUCAGGAGGAGCUGAAGUUCUGGGUGUAAAUCCUGAUAAAAUUAUAAUACACCUUAAAGGUCAGCUUAGUAAUUUCAAGAAUGUGAAGAAACGGCUAAGGCAUAAAUUAGGUGAUUCAGAGACCGAGGCAUUGUUGUCCAAAGCCAUUUACUUAUUCAGCUUUGGAACCAAUGACUAUGCGAAAGUCACCGACGAUUUCAGUGUACUGCAUUACUACUCUAGCGAAGAGUACGUAGGGAUGGUCGUCGGCAACUUCACGACUGGGCUCAAAGAAAUAUAUAAGAAUGGAGGAAGGAAAUUCGCAUUUGUAAGCUUGGGGGCUGUGGGUUGUCUACCCAACAUGAGAGCAAAGAAUUCAUCAGGUGGCUGCAUGGAACAGGUUACUGUUCUGGUGAAACUGCACAAUAAGGAAUUUUCCUAUGUGCUUAUGAAGCUACAGAAACAGCUACAAGGAUUUAAAUAUUCAAACUUUGAUUUUUACAACUCUUUAAGUAGAAGGAUAAAGCACCCUUCAAAAUAUGGUUUCAAGGAAGCGAAAACAGCAUGUUGUGGCACAGGGCCGUUCAGAGGAAUCACAAGCUGUGGAGGUGUAGGAACGCCGAUCAAAGAGUUUGAAGUGUGUGAUGAUCCGAGUGAAUAUUUGUUCUUUGAUUCCCAUCCAUCGGAGAAGGCCAAUCAUCAGUUUUCGAAGCUCAUGUGGAGAGGAAGUGUUGAUGUGACAAGGCCUUACAAUCUUAAACAACUCUUUCAACUCUAGCCCAAGUAUCAAUCCUUAAGAGCCAAGUGUUUUCAUAAGUAUAAAUUAUAAUAAAAGAGGAUGAAAAAUGCAAGGGAAAAAUAGAUGCCGUUGCUUAAUUCCUCAAUUUCAAUAUCUAU
Molecule: messenger RNA, 1252 nt
Organism: Manihot esculenta (cassava)
Lineage: Eukaryota; Viridiplantae; Streptophyta; Magnoliopsida; Malpighiales; Euphorbiaceae
Product: GDSL esterase/lipase 2
Exons: 5
Coding region: 42-1133 (363 amino acids)
Biological process (GO): lipid metabolic process
Molecular function (GO): lipase activity
Source: RefSeq, a predicted model, not a curated record